Messenger RNA from Ostrinia furnacalis (Asian corn borer), 2142 nucleotides. RefSeq names its product yellow-e (gene Y-e). The record is from RefSeq and is a predicted model, not a curated record. Lineage: Eukaryota; Metazoa; Arthropoda; Insecta; Lepidoptera; Crambidae. The transcript is spliced from 8 exons. The coding region runs from base 127 to 1359 and encodes 410 amino acids. Gene Ontology annotation, cellular component: extracellular region.
ACCGCUCCUCAGUAGUUAUCGAAAGCGUGCGCGCCACUCGCGUUUCGAUCCCUCGCUCGCGCUCACAAUCACGUGUUCAUUGAUUGCCGAUAGCCCAAGCACGGCGUAAACUUUUCAGAACACGCGAUGGGAACGCGAAUGAUAAUACUAUGCGCGUGCCUCGCUGCCGCGAGCGCGACGCUAGAGGUGGUCAAUCAGUGGAACUUGAUGCAGUUCGACUUCCCACCUGACCCCGUGCUCUUGGAGAAGUUCCAGCCUGAGAACACUGUCCCCACCGGUCUGGAGAUCGGCUGGGACAAGAUCUACCUGGGGAUCCCCCGCCUGAGGGCCGGCGUGCCCGCCACGUUAGCUUGGGUGCCGAGAAGCCUUCCCUCUGGCGUUAGCCCGGUCCUACAGGCAUACCCUGACUGGUCAUGGCACACCGCAGGCCGAGGGGACAUCAACUGCACCGGUCUGAUCUCGGUGUACCGCGUGCGAGCAGACCGCUGCAACCGCCUGUGGGUCCUGGAUGCCGGCGUCAUCACCAGCAUCGACGACUUCCGACGCGUCUGCCCGCCCAAGAUCCUCAUCUUUGACAUGGCUACUGAUCGAUUGGUGCGAAGCGUAUACUUCCCUCGAGAGCUGCUGCGGCCGGCCUCCCUGCUGACCAACAUCGUGUUGGACGACACGAGGGCGCAGUCCACGCGGCUGUCGGCUACAUGUGACAACAUAUUCGCGUACAUCAGUGACACCGUGGCUCCAGGAAUCAUCGUAUACGACGGUAGGCGCGACAACGCGUGGCGGGUGACCCACGCCUCCAUGUACCCCGACCCUGACCUGGGCGAGUAUGACAUCGGCGGAGAGAAGUUCACCCUUAUGGACGGCAUCGUGGGCCUGGCCCACUCGCCCACGCAGGGCCUGCUAUAUUACCAACCUUUGGCCACAGACAGAGUAUUCAGUGUAUCAACAGCAGUAUUGGCUGCGGGUCCUCCCGCUGAAGGCACAGACCUGCCCGUGAAUCUCGUGGGCCGCAAGUCGUCCCAAGGCCUGGGCAUUGCAGUGGACCCACGAGACGACACCAUCAUCUUCAGUCCUAUCUCCGAGACUGCUAUUGCUGCCUGGAACCCAAUUACCAAUUCACACAAACUACUGGCCAUCGACCCCGAAAAGCUUCAGUUCUGUGCGGAGGUGAGGUGGGCGGAGCGAGACAACGGAGCUGUGUGGGCGCUAUCCACUCGUUUCCACAAGUUCUUCCGACGUGCUGUUUCUAAACAUGAGAUCAACAUUCGUGUUGUCCGCAUCCCUGAAAGCGGAUUCGCGUCCCUUCAACCGCACAUCCUGAGGAGAGCCGCUCGUCAAUUCAAUGCUACCCGCUACUAAAGGGUGUCGUAACAACAGUACACACUGAGAGGUCAAUAACGUUAUAAUUACAGAUAAAAAACCUGCCAUGUUUUCGGCCAGUGUUCCAUAGAUAUGGUUUUGUUUAAGGAAUUUAAAAAUAAUAUUAAAUCCUCUUUGAACCUGUUGAAAAUACCCCUGACAUUAUGGUUCUGUAAGACUAUUACAAUAGUUAAAUUUUAUGUAAGUACGAAAAUUAUAACAGUCAUGAAUUGACCAUGACCGUGAUCAUACCAGUGAAAGAUUUAUUAGUGUUAAAGCAUACUUAUCUAAGUGCAGAUUUAGUAGACAGUAUCUAUUAUUAUGUAAGGUUCAGGUCGUAUAACUUAACUUAGAUUCCUUAACAAGCUAUAUUUACUGAAUCACGCGAGAGUGGUAAUAAUUUGAGUGCCAAGAACUUAAUGAUUUAUCAGACUAUCCAAAUUUUAACGUAUAUCACGUUAUUGUAAUGUAAUUAUGACGCAUUUUCGUCUGUAAUAACAAUAACACAAUUUGCACAUGUGUUUUUGUAUGAAAAACAAAUUGUCUUGUAUAUAGGUAGGUAGCUUGGGUGAAUACUCUUUAUUUAAGGUAUACAAAUGAACCAAAAUAUUCGUUCGGCCAUGCUUAGGGUAGGGGUACACCAACCCGAAUAAAUUUCAAAAUGAGUAGUCGCUAAUCACUUGAAAUAUUUUAAUUUUAAAAUAUAUUUUUAAAAUUUUACAAUUAUUUUUAUUAAUGGAAGGUAAAUCUCGGAAUCGGUUAUUUUGUAUGUCAGAAACUACA